CACCAUGUUCGUCUUCAAGCGAGGUAUGGGCUUCCUUGACACUCCCCGAAGCAUCCAUGGGCAGCUCAUCUGCCUACGGAGGGCGUGUAGCCGUGGAUUGACUCGCUGACAAAAUUUGCAGAUGGACGCAAAGAACGCGUUCAGUUCGACAAGAUCACGGCUCGUGUCUCGAGACUGUGUUACGGCCUCGACCCAGAACACGUCGAUGCAGCAGCUAUCACGCAGAAAGUCAUUUCAGGUGUCUAUCAAGGUGUCACCACCAUUGAGCUGGACAACCUGGCGGCAGAGACGGCAGCGUACAUGACCGUCACUCAUCCAGACUAUGCCAUCCUCGCAGCACGUAUCGCUGUCUCCAACCUCCACAAGCAGACCAAGAAACAAUUCUCCUCCGUCAUCUCAGAUCUUUACCACUAUGUCAACCCCAAGAACGGCAAGCUUUCCCCCAUGAUCUCAAAGGAGACGUAUGAAUGUGUUAUGAAACAUGCCGACGAGUUGAACUCGGCCAUUGUCUAUGACCGAGACUUUAACUACCAAUACUUCGGCUUUAAGACGUUGGAAAGAUCAUACCUCCUCAAGAUCGGCAAGCAAGUUGCUGAACGACCACAACACAUGCUUAUGCGUGUGUCUGUUGGCAUCCACGGAGAUGACGUUGAGAAGGCCAUUCAGACAUACAACCUCAUGUCCCAGAAAUGCUUUACUCACGCGUCUCCCACGCUGUUCAAUGCCGGAACACCACAGGCUCAGUUGUCAUCUUGCUUCUUGAUCGACAUGAAGGAAGAUAGCAUUGAGGGCAUCUACGACACUCUCAAGACAUGUGCAAUGAUCUCCAAGACUGCCGGUGGUAUUGGUCUCAAUGCUCACUGCAUUCGUGCUACUGGCUCUUAUAUUGCCGGAACCAACGGCACUUCCAAUGGCCUCAUUCCUAUGCUCCGAGUCUUCAACAACACUGCCCGCUAUGUUGACCAAGGUGGCAAUAAGCGACCUGGUGCCUUUGCCAUCUACCUCGAGCCAUGGCACGCAGAUGUCUUUGACUUCCUCAACCUGAGAAAGAACCACGGAAAAGAGGAGGUCCGUGCUCGUGACUUGUUCUACGCUCUGUGGACUCCAGAUCUGUUCAUGGAACGUGUUGAGAAGAACCAAGAUUGGACACUUUUCUGCCCUCAUGAGGCUCCCGGUCUUGCCGAUGUCUAUGGCGAGGAAUUCGAGGCUCUCUACGAGCGCUACGAAAAGGAGGGCCGUGGUCGUUCAACCAUCAAAGCCCAGAAACUGUGGUAUGCCAUUCUCGAAUCACAGACCGAGACUGGUACGCCGUACAUGCUUUACAAGGAUGCCUGCAACCGAAAGAGCAACCAGAAAAACCUGGGAACCAUCCGCAGCUCCAACCUUUGCACGGAGAUUGUCGAAUAUACUGCACCAGAUGAGGUGGCUGUGUGCAAUCUUGCCUCUUUGGCUUUGCCAACAUUUGUCGACCAAGCUCGCGGUGAGUAUGACUUUGGUCGUCUCCACGAAGUGACUCAGGUCGUCACCCGUAAUUUGAACAAGAUCAUUGACGUCAACUACUAUCCUGUUCCUGAGGCGAAGAACAGCAAUAUGCGCCACAGACCUAUUGGGUUGGGUGUCCAGGGCUUGGCUGAUGCUUUCCUCGCUCUUCGUCUUCCUUUCGACUCUCCGGAAGCCCGCCAACUCAAUAUCCAGAUCUUCGAAACCAUUUACCAUGCUGCCCUCACGGCUUCUUGUGAGCUUGCCCAGGAGGAGGGGACAUAUUCGACAUACGAGGGUAGCCCUGUCUCUCAGGGCAUCCUUCAGUAUGACAUGUGGAAUGUCACUCCCACUGACCUUUGGGAUUGGGACUCCCUGAAGGCUGAUAUUGCUAAGCAUGGCGUUCGCAACUCUCUCCUCGUUGCUCCUAUGCCUACUGCAUCAACCUCGCAAAUUCUGGGCAACAACGAGUGCUUCGAGCCAUACACAUCCAAUAUCUACUCCCGACGUGUUCUGGCUGGUGAAUUCCAAGUCGUCAACCCGUGGUUGUUGAAGGACCUGGUCGACCUUGGACUCUGGUCCGACAACAUGAAGAACCGUAUCAUCGCUGACGGAGGCUCCAUCCAGAAUGUACCCAACAUUCCGGCGGAGAUCAAGGCUUUGUACAAGACUGUUUGGGAAAUUAGCCAGCGUAACGUCCUACAGAUGGCCGCUGACCGUGGUGCCUUUAUCGAUCAAUCUCAGUCUCUCAACAUCCAUCUCAAGGAGCCAACUAUGGGCAAGAUCACCUCGAUGCACUUUGCUGGCUGGAAGAUGGGUCUCAAGACCGGCAUGUACUACCUGCGAACCAUGGCCGCCUCCCAGCCCAUCCAGUUCACAGUCGACCAAGAACAGCUCAAGGUUGCUGACACCAACAUUGCCCGUGAGCGUAGCGCGCCUAAGAAGCGCACCUCGCUCGGAUUCGGUCAGGCCAACAGUGUGCGCCCUAUGUAUGCGUCCAAGACAUCCAACCUUGGCGCUGGUGGGCAAGCCACGUCCAUGAACGGCAUCCCAACGCCUACUUCCACGCCCCCUCCUCAGGAGGAGAAACAGCUGGUCAACAAACUUGCCCGGACUCGUCUGAGUGAAGGCACUAGCAGCGAGGAGCCCAGCCCGAAGGUGUUGCCUACUGACCCAGUCGACGUGCCCGUCGUCGAAGAGAGUCUCGAGAAUAGAGCACAGAUCAAGGCUCUUCAGGACGAAGACAAGGACAGCGACUCCGAAGAGCGCGAAGGUGAUAUUUACGCGCAGAAGGUGUUGCAGUGCUCGAUUGAAAACAAGGAGGCUUGCAUUAUGUGCAGUGGUUAGAAAAAGCUGUUGUUUUAGGUCAACACGGAUGUUCAGUGUACACAAGGCCUUGUGAUUGAUUGAGGGUAUUGAUGGGUCUUCUCUAUGCACAGUUUGAAGAUGGAGUACGGAGUGUGUAUGUUGACUGGGAUGGGUCUGCAUGGGUGUUGUUUUGCGUUGGAUGUGAUAAUGAACUUUUCCCCGGGUUAUGUCGUUAGUCUUGCCUAUGUUGUGUAAGAAGGUCUCAUAUCCAGCCAGGCUGUGCUAUGCACUGUGGCUGAUCUUUGUACGAAAGCCAUCAAAAUGUGGAUAUCUAUGCAUUCUGA
Molecule: messenger RNA, 3131 nt
Organism: Exophiala viscosa
Lineage: Eukaryota; Fungi; Ascomycota; Eurotiomycetes; Chaetothyriales; Herpotrichiellaceae
Product: ribonucleoside-diphosphate reductase large chain
Exons: 3
Coding region: 301-2826 (841 amino acids)
Biological process (GO): DNA replication; deoxyribonucleotide biosynthetic process
Cellular component (GO): ribonucleoside-diphosphate reductase complex
Molecular function (GO): ribonucleoside-diphosphate reductase activity, thioredoxin disulfide as acceptor; ATP binding
Source: RefSeq, a predicted model, not a curated record